Branchiostoma floridae (Florida lancelet) is the source of this 2040-nucleotide messenger RNA. RefSeq names its product protein N-lysine methyltransferase METTL21A-like. Gene Ontology annotation, cellular component: nucleus; cytoplasm. The record is from RefSeq and is a predicted model, not a curated record. NCBI's taxonomy places the organism in Eukaryota, Metazoa, Chordata, Leptocardii, Amphioxiformes, Branchiostomatidae. The coding region runs from base 250 to 876 and encodes 208 amino acids. The transcript is spliced from 3 exons.
UGUUUCUACGUUUUUAACGUUAAAUCUAAGGUUUAAAAGUAGAGAAAGAUGGAAAUGGAGAACUGGAAGGGAGAGGGGAUGGAGAGGCACUUCUGGCCGCCGAUGUUUCUGGACCCGAGUUACCGGUGGGAGGACUACAGUGUGGGGAGGGGGGUGACAGUACGGCUGCUGGCGGUACAGGACGGUGGCGAGGGCAAAACUGCUUCCUGUUUGACAGGUUGUUGUCUGAGUAGAUCGAUUGUGUGAGGCAUGAAGCCUGAAGGUCAGAUGGUAUGGCCCGCUGCCAGGGUUUUAUCACAGUACAUUGUGGACCAACCAGAGCUGGUGCAGACUAGGACGGUACUGGAGCUUGGAGCAGGUACAGGUCUGCUAGGUCUAGUUGCUGCCAAACUAUCACCCUGUCCUAGAAAGGUGGUCCUAACUGACAACAACAUGACUACGUUGGACAUGAUGGAAGCAAACAUUGAAGAAAACUUCCCCACCCAAACAACGAUUCCACGCUGUGCCCACCUCCACUGGGGAGAAAACCUCGACAAAUUCCUCAGCGACCAUGGGAAGUUUGACGUGAUCUUAGGCGCAGAUGUGAUCCUCUGGACACAGUACAUCCGUCCGUUGUUCAAAACUGUAAAGAAUCUCCUCUCUCAGACAGAAACAGCCAUGUUUCUCCUGUGUUACCAGUGCAGAUAUACAGAGCUUAAAGACAAAGUGUACGAGGCAGCUAAAGAGGUAAAUCUACUUGGCAAAGAAAUUCAAAUACAAGAAAAUGCAACCUUUUCAGAGCUGGAGGAUAAAACAAAGGACACCCUUCACCUGAUUAAGUUCUGUCACCAGUUUGUGAACAAGUGUGAAACAAAUGCAGUAUGUAGUACCAUUUGAUGACAUUAUGAUAUGCACUUAAGAUACAUUACACUAGUGAAGUUGUCUAUUUUCUUGGAGGAUCAGAGAAACAUUGUGAUAUUCUGACUUUUCUUGUCCUAUACUUUUGCAAAUUUUACAAAAAAGGUGAUAGGAAAUAGUUUCAUCAGAUAGUUUUUACAAUAAUAAAGAAAGGAAAUAUUUUGCCUGUCAAUAAACAAUUUUACAAAGAAUUCAAAUUGGAGUGAUAUAGAACUUUGUGAUGUUGUAGUCACAUUUUACCAGAGUGAUAUCCUUAAGGCCAUUCCAAUUUGAUUUGUUGACUGUCAGAUUUAUAAAAAAAUGCUUAACUUCACAAACAACAUAACAUCCUGAGGACUCUGCCUUUUAUACAUUGGUGCACUCAGUUUUAAAAAGUGAUUACAAAGUUUACCUUCCUGCCCUGUAUUUGUAUGAUGUCUGCUUCCUAACUUUGUAAUACAGUGAAGUUUUUUUGUGCUGCUAUAUAUGUUUGUCCUGACUAUAUUCUUGUAUACUGGUAUCCAGUAAUACAGAAUAACUUUGAGAUUUUUUACUCUGUGCUGAAAUUGUUGCAUGUUUUUGCCUGAGAUUGUAUGAACCACCAUUGUGUGUGUUGUGGAUUUGUGGGGUUAUUAUUGAUGCUCUAACUAUCAGUUCAUGUGUUUACUAUUUGAUUGUUUGUGCAUCAAAAAAUGUCUUUUAUUUUGUUGUCAUUGUCAAAGUUGCAGUGGUGCAGUGCAUUAUAUAUUUUAUGUUUUAGUUCUUCUAUUCUGUGUAGAGAGGUGCUAUUUUGCUUUUAGAUUGUACUGUUUGUUACAAAAUAUUGUUAUCCAGCAUUUGUUCUUUACUUGUGGUGAACAUGUAUUGUUGCAUUGACUGUCAGAUUUUGGAGCUUCAUCAUUGUACUUUAACUAAUCCGCUAUGGAAGUUUAAAUAACUGAUAAUGCAAGGCAGCUCCAAACUGCUAGGGGGCACAUGUGCAUCGGCCCAGGAGCCAUCAGCCAGUAAUGGACAGUUUUAUCUUUUGUAUGUAAAUGAUAUUGUGAUACUCUAUCCUUCAAUUCCUGUAUGUGUUUAAGAUGAAAAUUGUUUCAUCUAUGGUACUUCUGAGAUUGUUUUGAUAUAAAGAGAAGUAGUCUCUUAGCACAUGUGUGUUGUAUAGUA